Peromyscus leucopus (white-footed mouse) is the source of this 3239-nucleotide messenger RNA. RefSeq names its product phospholipase A2 group IVF (gene Pla2g4f). The transcript is spliced from 20 exons. Gene Ontology annotation, molecular function: calcium ion binding; calcium-dependent phospholipid binding. Gene Ontology annotation, biological process: glycerophospholipid catabolic process. Bases 190 to 2748 code for a protein of 852 amino acids. The record is from RefSeq and is a predicted model, not a curated record. NCBI's taxonomy places the organism in Eukaryota, Metazoa, Chordata, Mammalia, Rodentia, Cricetidae. Gene Ontology annotation, cellular component: cytosol.
CACUCAUUUCCUGGAGCACUUCCAACCCCACCUCCAGCCCGUGGCCACCCAGCCCUAGUCCUCAGCACAGGCUUGCUCCACCCUCCCCAUCCUGCGCUGCCUGCCAGACCUGAGCUACAGUGAGUGUAGCCAGAGAGAGGGUGGCUCAGGGAGCAGGCAAGCUCCCUGCUGGGACCCGGGCUGCGGGCCAUGCCCGGGACCCUCUGGCAAAAGUGGCUGGCAAGCAAGGGACUGCCCCUUCUUGGAGCAGUGCUGCUUCGGAAGAGAGAGAAGAGGGGACCGCCACCGUUGAGGCAUUGGCGGAGAGAAACCCACCCGUAUUACGACCUUCAGGUGAAAGUGCUGAGGGCCAGAAACAUCCAGCACACCGAUCUGUUGUCCAAAGCUGACUGCUAUGUUCAACUGUGGCUGCCCACAGCUUCUCCUAGCCCCACCCAGACGAGGACAGUGACUAACUGUAGUGACCCAGAGUGGAAUGAGACCUUCCAUUAUCGGAUCCAUGGUGCUGUGAAGAAUGUCCUGGAGCUUACCCUUUGUGACAAGGAUAUCCUGGACAGUGACCAACUCUCCGUACUUCUGUUUGAUCUGAGUAAUCUCCAGCCUGGCCAGCCUCAUACACACAACUUCUCUCUGAACCAGCAGGAUUCACAAGAGCUGCAAGUAGCGUUUACUCUGGAAAAGAGUCAGGUGCCUGCAUCUGAAGUCAUCACCAAUGGGGUCCUGGUGGCUCAGCCCUGUCUGAGAAUCCAGGGCACGCUCAAGGGAGACAAGACAGCCUCACUUGGGGAGCACGGCUCGAGGCAGAUCCAGCUGGCAGUGCCUGGAGCGUACGAGAAGCCACAGCCAGUGUCUCUGCGGCAGACCACGGAGCCAGGCCUACCACCUACCUUCACCUUCCACGUCAACCCAAUGCUGAGGCCCAGACUGCAUGUCGAGCUGCAAGAGAAGCUCCUGGUUCUGCAGAGUGGCCCAAACGAUGAACUGGAGACUCAGACCAACAAGCUGAGCGAGACAGGCAUCUUGCUCUCCUCUCUGCCCCUCGGCCAGGAGGAACAGCACUUUGUGGUCCUGGAGGAGGGGCAGGAGGUGGCUCUGAGUGUGAAGGCAGAAAUGAGCUCUGGGGACUUAGACCUGCGCCUUGGCUUUGAGCUCUGCGAUGGGGAACUGGAAUUUCUGGACAAGAGGAAGCAGGUCGUAUCCAAGGCCCUGCAGCGGGUGAUGGGAUUGCGCGAGACUCUACACUGUGACCAGGUGCCCGUGAUCGCUGUGUUAGGCUCUGGGGGUGGAACCAGAGCCAUGACUUCCCUGUACGGCAGCCUGGCGGGGCUGCAGGAACUUGGCCUUCUGGAUGCUGUGACCUACCUGAGCGGGGUUUCUGGGUCUACCUGGUGCAUCUCUACACUCUACAAGGAUCCAUCCUGGUCCCAGAAGCCUUUGCAGGGCCCCAUUGAACGUGCCUCGGCUCGGGUCUGCAGCAGUAAGAUAGGGAUGCUGUCCGCAGAGAAGCUGCAGUACUACUCCCAGGAGAAGGAGGCCUGGGAGAGAAGAGGCCACAACAUGUCCCUCUCGGACUUCUGGGGCCUCAUCAUUGAGUAUUUCCUGAACCAGGAGGAAAACCCUGCCAAGCUGUCAGACCAGCAAGAAAUGGUCAGCCAGGGUCAGAACCCUUACCCCAUUUAUGCGAGCAUCAAUGUCCACACACACAUCAGUGGGAAAGACUUUGCAGAGUGGUGUGAGUUCACCCCCUAUGAGGUCGGUUUCCACAAGUAUGGGGCUUAUGUUCCCACCGAACUCUUCGGCUCCGAGUUCUUCAUGGGUCGGAUGCUGCGGCGCUGGCCAGAGCCCCGCAUCUGUUACCUGCAGGGCAUGUGGGGCAGUGCUUUCGCAGCCAGCCUAAGUGAGAUCUUCCGGGAGAUGGGAGGCUCGGGCCUGCGCCUCCUGGACCCGUACAAAGAGAGCAUCACUGUCACAGAUGACUACCCAACGUUCCGGUCGCAGGACCAGGACCCCACACGGCUGCGAACCAGGCUCUUCACUCCACAGAACCCCUUCUCUCAGGCUGUGCUGGACAUAUUCACCUCCCGCUUUACCUGUGCCCGGAACUUUAACUUUACCCGAGGCCUCUGCCUGCACAAGGACUAUGUGACUAGUAGGGAGUUUAUGGCCUGGAAAGACAGACACCCCGAUGCCCGCCCCAACCAGCUCACACCCAUGAAGGACUGUCUGCGCCUCGUAGACGCCGGCUUCGCCAUCAACUCGCCGUUCCCGCUGAUCCUGCAGCCCCGGCGGGCUGUGGACCUCAUUCUGUCCUUCGACUAUUCCUUGGAAGCCCCCUUUCAGGUCUUGCAGAUGACGGAGAAGUACUGCCUGGACCGUGGAAUCCCCUUCCCCAGGAUUGAGGUGGGCCCCGAGGACUUGGAGGACCCCCGCGAGUGCUAUCUGUUCACCAAGGCCGAGGACCCCUGCUCGCCCAUUGUGUUGCAUUUCCCCCUUGUCAACAGGACCUUUCGCACCCAUCUGGCCCCAGGUAUAGAACGACAAACAGCCGAGGAGAAGGCCUUUGGGGACUUCAUCAUCAACGGGCCAGACACCCCCUAUGGAAUGAUGGACUUCACCUAUGAGCCCAAGGAGUUUGAUCGGUUGGUGACUCUGAGUCGAUACAACGUCCUGAACAACAUGGAGACUAUAAGGCGUGCCCUCCAGCUGGCUCUGGAUCGACGACAGGCUGGGGAAGGGGUUGGGGGCUGACCUGGUGAGAGUCAGAAGACUGUGGCAGAGAUGUGAUGGAGGGCCCUAGGCCAGGGCUUGCUGAGGGAGAAGACUUUAAGGAGUUUCUCUUUCCUACUUCUUCCCUGAGGUCUCCCAGUCCCCAGAGGUCUUGCCAGUGAACUUGGAGCAGAACCUCCUCAUUCCCUAGAGAAGGUGGGACAGUCUAGCUCUUGGGGACACUGGGCAGGAGAGAGCAGAUUCCAUAUUACGGUGGGGUGUAGUGAGAACCAGGCAUCAGCCUCCUCAGAGGGCCCACCCCCUCCACAGACGAGGAGAACCUCGGAAAACACCCUGCUUCUCAGAGCCUCACCACAGAGAGCUGUGGGCUGAGGAACCAGCCGCUCUCUUCAUGCUGAGACUAGAUGCAGAACCACAGCCACCCACACUUCCACAGUGGCCCAGCUCUGGUCCCCUCCAAAGCUCCUGAACUCAGUGAUGUCAAGAAUAAACAGGAGCUGUGUGGAUUGCCA